CGAAGGUAAUUGCAGCAGAGCACAACAAUGGAGUCCGGUGACGAGGACAUAUUUGCUAUCAGCGACGAGGAGAUGUUGUCGCCGGCGCGAGUCGCGCCGGUGAAUCCCGUCGAAGAGCAUUUGCAGAAGGAGCUCGCUGACGUCGAGAGCAGGAUCGACCUCGCGACGAGGGAGAUCGCCGAGACGCGGGAGACCACCGCACGCGUUUUGAACGCCCUAGAAUGGCGCGCGCUUUACGGAGAGGACGCUAGCUCGGACUCUGAUAGUGAGUUGUACACUGUUGAAGGAGCACCUGUGGUGAAGAAACCGAAAAACCAUAGAACCAGUAUAAAACAAAAUUUGGAGAUAAUCUCGCAGUGGCAAUGCGUUCUUUCAGAUAAGUGGAUUAUUGGAAUAAAACUAAACAACAUAUCCUAUUGGUGAGUCAAUCUAUCAAUUAUUGUAUCAGUUUUUAAUGUAACAAAGCCGAUAUAAGCAAGAAAAAUGUUGAAAUAGGAAUUUAUAUUUGUAGCUAUGAUAACAAGAGAGUGAUAAAGAUUUUGCGCACAAAAUAUCGUACAAAUGACCUUUAUUCAACAAUGUAUUUUAUUUUGCAAGUAUAGAAAUUCGUAACGUUGAGACAUUUUUGCUGUUCAAAUUUAAUUGUUGAGUUCUGCGAUCACGCAGACAAAUAUUUCACUUGAGACUUAAAACUUUAAAGAUGAUCAAUUAUUUUAAUUGAUUUCUACCAUGUAG
Molecule: messenger RNA, 735 nt
Organism: Monomorium pharaonis (pharaoh ant)
Lineage: Eukaryota; Metazoa; Arthropoda; Insecta; Hymenoptera; Formicidae
Exons: 2
Coding region: 28-423 (131 amino acids)
Source: RefSeq, a predicted model, not a curated record